Messenger RNA from Pseudopipra pipra, 3048 nucleotides. RefSeq names its product collagen type IX alpha 2 chain (gene COL9A2). Lineage: Eukaryota; Metazoa; Chordata; Aves; Passeriformes; Pipridae. The transcript is spliced from 32 exons. The record is from RefSeq and is a predicted model, not a curated record. Bases 742 to 2817 code for a protein of 691 amino acids.
AGCUGGGCAUGGAGGGGGGUGCGUGGGGCACCCACCCCCCAUGGACAUCGCCCUCGUGCGCUGCCAGGGCUGUGGGGGACAGCGGGGUGACCCCCCCGGCACAGCCCCCCUUCCCCUCCCAGUGCCACACUGAGGGCAUUGCUGGGGGCAGCCCCAAGGGCUGCACGGGGCUCCCAGGGGAGAAUUUGGGACAGAACCCCCACCAGCACCCUCCCGGGGGUCAGAAAUCCCGGCAGGAACCGGCUCCCAGUGCUGCACCCAGGCCUUGUGUGGCAUCGGGAUGGGGACAGCGCAGGGACACCCUGGGGGUGCCCACACACACAUCCUGGCCGGGGGGUGCCCACACACACCUCCUGGCCGGGGGGUGCCCACACACACCUCCUGGCCGGGGGGUGCCCACACACACAUCCUGGCCGGGGUCUCCCAGGGCAGCUCCGGCUGCAGCUCCUCGGCUCAUCCCGCUCCUCUCCCAGCCCCGUGUCUGUGCCAACCCCCCUGUCACCAUCGUGCCAACCUCCCUGUCACCGUCCAGCCGUGGAGGAGCCCAAAAUAGCCCCGAGCUCACCUGGAGGGGGGCGGGGGGCCGAGGCUGCCGCCUGCCCUCAUCCCACUGCUCCAUAUUAAUGAGCCCCUUCCUCCUCCUCCUCCUCCUCCUCUCCUCGUCCCUCCCGGUGUCCGGCGGUGCCGAACCCGAGCUCAGCGACACGAGCCCACCCGCGCUCGGCUCCGGCCGCCUUCGCCAUGGCCGGGGGUCCCUCGGUGUUCCAGCUCUGGCUCGUGCUCCAAACCUCCUGCCUCUGCCUGGCCCAGCUCAGAGGGCCACCGGGCCAGCCCGGCCCGAGAGGGCCCCCCGGUCCCCCAGGAGUGCCGGGAGCGGACGGGAUUGACGGUGACAAAGGCCCUGCUGGAGCCCCGGGCUCCCCGGGUGUCAAGGGGGACCCCGGAGCCCCCGGCCCUGAUGGACCCCCAGGGAAGCCGGGCAUCGACGGCCUGACAGGAGCAAAAGGGGAGCCAGGACCCAUCGGAGCACCAGGAAUUAAAGGCCAGCCUGGACUUCCAGGACCUCCAGGGCUCCCUGGCCCUUCUCUGCCAGGACCACCCGGGCUUCCAGGCCAAGUGGGGCUUCCUGGAGAGAUCGGGGUGCUGGGACCCAAGGGUGACCCUGGACCCGACGGCCCCCGGGGCCCCCCAGGCCCUCCAGGGAAACCCGGCCUCCCAGGACACAUCCAAGGACUGGAGGAAGGCAGCGCUGAUAUCCUGUGCCCGACCAGCUGCCCCCCAGGUCCCAAGGGCCCCCAGGGACUGCAGGGACUGAAGGGACACAGAGGCCGCCCCGGUGCCCUCGGGGAGCCCGGCAGGCAGGGGGGGCAGGGCCCCAAGGGCGACGUCGGUGCCUCUGGAGAACAAGGAGUCCCCGGCCCGCCGGGACCUCAGGGCCCCAGGGGGUACCCCGGGAUGGCAGGACCCAAGGGCGAGACGGGCCCUGCUGGGUACAAGGGCAUGGUGGGGUCUGUUGGAGCAGCUGGGCGGCCGGGCAGGGAAGGCCCCAAGGGACCACCCGGGGACCCCGGUGAGAAGGGAGAGCUGGGUGGCCGUGGCAUCAGGGGACCCCAGGGAGACAUCGGCCCCAAGGGGGAGAAUGGUCUGCCGGGCAUCGAUGGCAAGGAUGGCACCCCGGGUAUCCCGGGGGUGAAGGGCAGCGUGGGACAGGCCGGACGCCCGGGAACGCCGGGACACCGGGGACAAGCUGGCUUGCCAGGCCAGCCGGGAAGCAAAGGUGGCCCGGGAGACAAGGGUGAAGUGGGUGCCCGUGGCCAGCCCGGUGUCACCGGUGCCCCAGGGCAGCUUGGGGAGCCCGGCCCUCGGGGCGAGCAGGGCCCAGAGGGUGUCCCUGGGCUGAAGGGCGACCGGGGUGAGCGUGGCCUCGUGGGGCCCCCGGGGGAGCAGGGCAGAGUGGGGCCGAAGGGCGAGCAGGGCCAUCCAGGGAUCCCGGGACCCCAAGGCUUGCCAGGAGUCAAAGGAGACAAGGGCUCCCCAGGGAAAACUGGCCCCAAAGGCAGCGUUGGAGACCCCGGUGUCCACGGCCUCGCUGGGCUGAAGGGAGAGAAGGGUGAAUCCGGAGAGCCGGGGCCAAAGGGACAGCAAGGCAUCCAGGGCGACCUGGGCUUCCCUGGCCCCUCGGGGGACGCAGGAGCACCGGGGGUGAGGGGCUACCCCGGCCCCCCCGGCCCACGGGGGCUGCUGGGGGAGCGUGGAGUGCCAGGGAUGCCCGGCCAGAGGGGCCUGGCGGGCCGGGACGCCGGGGACCAGCACAUCGUCGACGUGGUGCUGAAGAUGCUGCAAGAGCAGCUGGCGGAGGUCGCCGUCAGUGCCAAGAGAGCUGCCCUGGGGGGAGUCGGUGCCAUGGGACCCCCUGGCCCCCCUGGGCCCCCAGGGCCUCCUGGUGAGCAGGGCCCACACGGCCCCAUGGGCCCCCGAGGUGUCCCCGGGAUCCUGGGAGCUGCCGGGCAGAUCGGCAACGCGGGACCUAAAGGGAAGCGAGGAGAGAAGGGCGAGCGGGGAGAAGUUGGCCGUGGCCACCCAGGAAUGCCAGGUCCCCCCGGGAUCCCAGGUCUCCCCGGCAUUCCCGGCCACGCCCUGGAUGGCAAAGCGGGCGAGCGGGGCCUGCCGGGCGCCCCGGGCGAGGCUGGCAAGCCGGGACUGCCCGGGCCCACGGGACUGCCCGGGUUCUGUGAGCCAGCUGCCUGCCUGGGAGCCUCGGCCUACGCCGCCGCCCGCCUGGCAGAGCCGGGCACCGUCAAGGGCCCCCUGUACUGAGGGGCAGCACCAGGAGAGACCACGACACUGCAAACCCCCAGGGAGACCCCCCUCCCCUCCCUCCAGCAGCCAGGGUGGGAAGCACAUCCCUGGGAAUUCCAUCCGGGCUGGGAAGAACCCCAAUCCCACGGCUCGGGAGCGGUGGAGGAGAAAGAGUCGCCUCCAGUGCCACCCUUGGGGUUUGUUCCCUGUGCCCCUUCCCCAGAGAAAUAAAUUGUCUUUUAUACAAAC